Bipolaris victoriae FI3 is the source of this 183-nucleotide messenger RNA. RefSeq lists its product as hypothetical. The annotation marks the transcript as partial. Gene Ontology annotation, biological process: regulation of DNA-templated transcription. NCBI's taxonomy places the organism in Eukaryota, Fungi, Ascomycota, Dothideomycetes, Pleosporales, Pleosporaceae. The record is from RefSeq and is a predicted model, not a curated record. Gene Ontology annotation, molecular function: zinc ion binding; DNA-binding transcription factor activity, RNA polymerase II-specific. The transcript has a single exon.
AUGGUGAACCGCGGACCUAGCGCUGGCUGCCAAGCAUGCAGAGAGCGCCGCGUUGGGUGCGACAAGGCAAGACCGGCGUGCAGAAAGUGUAUUAUCCGUGGACAGAUAUGUCCUGGAUACCGCGACGCCAACGGUGUUGUCUUCAAGGACGAAAGCAAGGCUGUUUUCGCGCGCCAGAGCAAG